AACACGGCCUUCAUUUCCUACUUCAAUCCAUUUGUGUUUCAUUCUCUCUCUCUUUCUCUACUGCUUCCUCUCUGUCGUCGUCGUCACCCCCCCCCACAGAGAGGACGAUGUCCAGGUAUGGAGGUCUUCCAGGUGAGCUCCAUAUGAUAGAACUGGAGAAGAGUCCCCGUGGAGUCACGAGCACCGAGGCCCCGGGACAGGGUCUGGUUCCUGGUCUGGGUCUCAGCCUGACGGAGGACAGGGAUGGUUCCAGAACCCACCUCGGUGUCUACGUGGCCGGGGUCGACCCCCAGGGGGCGGCGGGGCGAGACGGACGGAUACGGGCGGGAGAUGAGCUACUGGAGAUCAACGGUCAGAUCCUGUAUGGUCGUAGUCACCAGAACGCUACAGCCAUCCUCAACAGGGCUCCGUCUAAAGUCCAGAUUCUCCUCACCAGGAAUAAAGUGGCUCUGGCGCAGAUGACUCAAGGACCCAUGGGUGGGGACUCCUCCUCUUCCUUCCUCCACCCCUCCAUCUCUCUCUCCUCUUCCUCCCUCCAUCCCUCCAUCCACGUCUCUUCCUCCCAUCCCCCCAUUCCUCCCCACUCCUCAGUCGGCACCGCCAGGAACGCCUCCUCCUCCUCCAGCGGGCGAUCUGAUUGGCCAACGGGCUCCGCUCUGACCCCUGACCUCCUGAGCUGUCCCAUAAUACCCGGCGUUGACAGCACCAUAGAGAUCUGUAAAGGACACUUGGGCCUGGGACUCAGCAUCGUGGGGGGGUGUGACACGCUACUGGGGGCCAUUAUAAUCCACGAGGUUAAUGAUGGAGGAGCAGCUCAGAGAGACGGGAGGCUGUGGGCUGGAGACCAGCUACUAGAGGUGAAUGGUAUAGACCUGGGCCAGGCCACCCAUGAGGAAGCUAUAGGGGUGUUGAGGCUGACCCCUCAGCGGGUGCGUCUCACGGUGUUCAGACAUCAGCAGGAGUACGGGGAGGAGGACCUGUGGGAUGUCUUCCAGCUGGAGCUCAGACUACGACCUGGACAGACCCUGGGGCUCAGCACUGUAGGGAAGAGCAACGACACCGGUGUGUUUGUGUCUGAGAUCAUUGGAGGGGGUGUGGCUGACGGAGACGGACGGCUGUUUCUAGGAGACCAGAUCCUGUCAGUCAACAGAGAGGAUGUCAGAACAGCUAUCAGGAACACGUUUUGUUACAGCAGAGAGGAUGUCAGAACAGCUACGCAGGAACACGUUACCUCACUGUUACAGAGCUGCAGUAGUGGAACAGUGAUCCUAGAAAUCGCUCGCUUCAAAGCCGCCGGCGUUCACUACUCCUGUGGAAGUCAGAGUAGUGACUCCGUCGGUAGUGACAGCUCCACCCUGACCCCGUCCACUGUGUGUGAGGUCCAGAGCCACCACCAGGGGGAGACAGAGAGGCGCCAGAGAGGACAGGACCACUUUGAAGACCACCAUGAGAUAAGGACAGUGGUGAUGCACAAGGGUCCGUGUGACUCUCUGGGUCUGAGUGUAGCUGGUGGGGUUGGUUCUCCUCAUGGAGACGUACCUCUCUUCAUCUCUACUAUGGACCCUACUGGACUGGCUGCCAGGUCACACCACAUCCAUGUAGGAGACUUCAUGGUGAGUAUUAAUGAUGUCUCCACUGAGGGGAUGAGCCACGUCCAAGCUGAGAUUUUCUGAAGUCCAUCAGUGGGACCAUCACCCUACAGGUGCUGACUACGGGGUCGGUGGAUGAGGACUGUGGAGGAGGACAGGGUCAGAGGGAUGUAGGGCUCCCCUCCACAGGGUCAGCUACCCUACACAACAACAUGAGUCCCCAGUUUUAUAGAACCAUCAGUCUGGACAGAGGAGCUCUGGGUCUCGGCUUCAGUAUAGUAGGAGGGUUCAGCAGUCCCCACGGAGACCUGCCUAUCUACGUCAAAACUGUCUUCGGAAAGGUAACUCUCUAUUUCAUUUA
Messenger RNA from Oncorhynchus gorbuscha (pink salmon), 1950 nucleotides. RefSeq names its product inaD-like protein. The record is from RefSeq and is a predicted model, not a curated record. The transcript is spliced from 14 exons. NCBI's taxonomy places the organism in Eukaryota, Metazoa, Chordata, Actinopteri, Salmoniformes, Salmonidae. Gene Ontology annotation, molecular function: protein binding. Bases 108 to 1673 code for a protein of 521 amino acids.